This is a messenger RNA of Physcomitrium patens, 745 nucleotides long. RefSeq names its product large ribosomal subunit protein uL6. The record is from RefSeq and is a predicted model, not a curated record. Gene Ontology annotation, biological process: cytoplasmic translation. Lineage: Eukaryota; Viridiplantae; Streptophyta; Bryopsida; Funariales; Funariaceae. Gene Ontology annotation, cellular component: ribosome; cytosolic large ribosomal subunit. Gene Ontology annotation, molecular function: structural constituent of ribosome; rRNA binding.
GGUUUGAGUCUUUUUCGUGCUCGUCGUGCAGCAGCAGCAGCAGAUUUGCGUCGUCUCGCUUGCAUCCACGCCGCUGCAGCAGCCAUGAAGACCAUCUUGGCCUCGGAAACCAUGGACCUCCCUGAGGGGGUCAAGGUUGAAAUCAAGGCCAAGCAGGUGCGCGUCUCGGGCCCCCGCGGUGUGCUCACCCGCAACUUCAAGCACUUGAACCUGGAUUUCCAGCUUCAAGAGGGCGGCCGCAAGUUGAAGGUCGAUGCGUGGUUCGGUAACCGCAAGACCAUGGCCGCCAUCCGCACUGCCAUGAGCCAUGUGAACAAUCUGAUCACUGGCGUGACUAAGGGUUACCGGUACAAGAUGAGGUUUGUGUACGCCCAUUUUCCCAUCAAUGCCAGCCUCGGUGGAGCCAAGGAAAGCAUCGAGAUUAGGAAUUUCUUGGGAGAGAAGAAGGUGCGUAGGGUUGAGAUGUUGAAUGGAGUGACUAUCUCGCGGUCCGAGAAGGUGAAGGACGAGCUUGUGCUGGAAGGCAACGACAUCGAGCUGGUGUCUAGGUCAUGUGCUUUGAUCAAUCAGAAAUGCCACGUCAAGAAGAAAGAUAUCAGGAAGUUUUUAGAUGGUAUCUAUGUUAGCGAGAAGGGCACCAUCGACGUGGAGUAACUGGAAAAUUUUGAUUACUUUGUUGACAUUUUGAUAAAUCAAGACUCUCAUACAGUAUUUUAAUAGUGAAAGUCAGUUUUUAACACGGAUU